UAUACAUGACUCAGUUUGGUUCGAUGAAAACGAAGAAUCAGUUGCUCGAUCAAGUCAUGAUCAGAGUUCCGAUGAAAUCGACCGUGUUUCGAGUCGAGAGAACCCCGAGACGCUACUUGCCUGAUGCCCCGGGGUAUGCAACGUUUAGAACAAGCAAAGGGAAUUUUUUACUUAGAAGGAUGAACAAGCUAGGGAAGAAAGCUGAUAGUUUCGCACACGGAAUCCGAGAGCAUGUGAGAUUGGGGCCAAAGAUCAGUGAAACAGUGAAGGGAAAAUUGAGUUUGGGGGCAAGGAUUCUUCAAGGAGGAGGGGUGGAGAAAGUUUUCAAACAAUUGUUUAGUUUUGGAGACGGAGAGAAGCUGGUUAAGGCUUGCCAAUGCUAUUUUUCAACAACAUCAGGUCCCAUAGCUGGCCUGCUUUUCAUCUCCUCUGCAAAGGUGGCCUUUUGCAGCGAUAGAACCAUCAAAAUUUCUUCUCCAAAUGGAGAAUUUCUCAGAGUACAUUACAAGGUUUUGAUCCCUCUCGAGAAAAUAAAGGGAGUGAACGAAAGUGAAAACGUGAAGAAACCAUGGCAGAAGUACAUGGAAAUCGUCACGGUCGAUGGUUUCGAUUUCUGGUUCAUGGGGUUCUUGAAUUAUCAGAAAGCUUUCAAGUAUAUCCAGCAGGCAAUGUCCCGGGGACGAGAAGAUGUAUAAGUCACUUCCUAGGCGGCUUGUAGCUACGAAUGUUAAUGCCCAGUUUUCAUCAUGCUGUUACUGUUGAUGAAAGGAGGAAGUCUAAGAAAUGUAAACAAGUUUUUGUUGAUUCAAAAAUAUUCUCCUCAAUUCUUCAA
Molecule: messenger RNA, 832 nt
Organism: Hibiscus syriacus
Lineage: Eukaryota; Viridiplantae; Streptophyta; Magnoliopsida; Malvales; Malvaceae
Product: putative GEM-like protein 8
Exons: 4
Coding region: 6-695 (229 amino acids)
Source: RefSeq, a predicted model, not a curated record